Dunckerocampus dactyliophorus (ringed pipefish) is the source of this 6132-nucleotide messenger RNA. It is a transcript of the gene met, whose product is annotated as MET proto-oncogene, receptor tyrosine kinase. NCBI's taxonomy places the organism in Eukaryota, Metazoa, Chordata, Actinopteri, Syngnathiformes, Syngnathidae. The coding region runs from base 902 to 5275 and encodes 1457 amino acids. The record is from RefSeq and is a predicted model, not a curated record. The transcript has 21 exons. Gene Ontology annotation, biological process: cell migration; nervous system development; positive regulation of kinase activity. Gene Ontology annotation, molecular function: ATP binding; protein binding; transmembrane receptor protein tyrosine kinase activity. Gene Ontology annotation, cellular component: signaling receptor complex; membrane.
UUUUUUCAACUGUUUUGUAUUUUCUUUUAUCUUUUUUUAUGUCUCAUAAAAACAGUCCUCAUAGGGCUGUCUAAGGUGGUCUGGGCCCCCUAGCUGCGUUGUCUGAGGACGCCUUCAAAACAAACCCCUGAAAUUGGCAUAAUGAAUUUGUUGCAUCCCUCCAGUCCACUUCUUUAUGUUUUCAACAUUGUUGUGUGCUCUAUUUUGAUUUAAAUGUACAUGGACACCAAGGGACCGUUGUUAUUUUAAUGGGCGUUUCAGGGCCCUGCUGCAUACAUGGGGCCCCCGGCUUUAGCCCGUGCAAGCCUGUGAAUUAAUCUGGCCGUGUGUGCCUCACUGCUUGGUCUGAAAUAAGUAUCGUAAUCCAAGAUACACAAGAAGUCCAUUUGUGACCGUAAGGGUGUAAUGUACCAUUGGACAUUUUACUCUCUAAAGGUGCAUCCUAAUUAUUGGACAUAGACUCUCUAAGGGUGCGUCCUACUAGAAGCAAAAGCCAGCAUGCUGGAUGUCAUGCCGUGGUUGAUGCCUUCAGACUGCACAUGUCACCACCACAUUCACCUCAUGCAAAUGCACAUUUUGCAAAUUCUGUGGCAGCACCACAAAGCCUGACGCAACCACCACUGCCACCACCACCCCUUACCCGCUGCCUCCCACCCCUGUAUGCUACUAUUCAGUGUCUUGGGUGAUUUAUCAUGUUGCACGAGGGUCCUGCUUGCCCACUCCCUCCUCUUUGCUUUUAAUUGAGUUUAUCUUUGCUCCCCCGAGGCCUUCACUGUCUAAACUUAAAGACGGGUGCUCGUGUGGCCCCGCCCAGCUUUGGGUCUGUGAUUCACCAGGUCGCAACCCGAGAGCACUCACCAGGCCCGACUAGUGCUGGAGCUGAGCUUUGUGUCACUGCAGCAUGACUGCUUGUGGUAACAGGACAAAACGCUGGUCCUGGCAGACCACAGUGGACUCUUUCAUGUCCUCCGUCCACUCACUCCCGCACUGCAUAAUGAUGAAUCGCCGCUUCCUGCAAACGGUUCUCGCCCUCACGCUGUGGUGGUCCCUGAGAGGGUACCACGUGCACAGCCAGUGUGAAAAGUCCUCAGAAUCUUCAAAAGUCAACCUGUCAGUCAACCACCACCUCCCGACGUUCACCGCAGACUUCCCCAUCCAGAAUAUGGUGGAAUUGGAUGGCAUCGUCUACGUGGGGGCUGUGAAUAGAAUCUAUGCCCUGGCCCCCAACCUUACCAAGCUGUCCGAGUACCACACAGGCCCGCUGCUCGCCAACGAGACUUGUGGGUCUGGCACCGCCACUGGCAGCAAGGUGGACAACCACAACAUCGCCUUGGUGGUGGAGAACAUGUACGAUAAAGGCUUGUACAGCUGCGGCUCAGCAGACAACGGCGUCUGCCGCCGGCACGUCCUGGACGACGACUUCAGCCCUAAGACUGUGGACGAGGAGGUGUACUGCUUUGCGGACAAGGUGGCGCCAGGCAGGGGUCAACCUAGCGAGCCGGAUGUCGUGGUCAGCCCCUCAGGCUCUCAGGUGCUCAACGUGGAGAGCAACGUGAUCAAGUUCUUUGUGGGAAACUCUGAGAUUCCCGGUUUGGGAAGUCCUCCGAAUGGUGCCAGUCAUCCUCACACCAUGUCUCUGAGGAAGAUGAAGACGAGCCAGAAUGGCUUCACCUUCUUUUCCAGCCUCUCCCACAUGGACCUGAUCCCGUCUCUACGUGGAAACUACUACUUGCGCUAUGUUUACUCCUUCCACAGUGGACCCUUCACCUACUUCCUGACCGUGCAGCAGGUCAGCAGGGACACGCAGGCCUUCCACACUCGAAUUGUGCGCAUGUGCUCCUCGGACAUCGUGAUCCGCCGCUACGUGGAGCUGCCGUUGGAGUGCAUCGGCACCGACAAGAGGCGGCGACGCUCGCCGGAGGACAUGAAAGUGUUCAACCUGUUGCAGGCGGCCCACGUCUCCAAGGUGGGUCACGACGUGGAGCUGCAGAGGCACCUGAAGGUGGAGGAGGGCGACGACGUGCUCUUCGCUGCGUUUGCCCGUGGCAAGCCCAACUCCAUCAAGCCCACCGCCAAUUCGGCCGUCUGCGUCAUGAGCAUCAAGCACCUCAACAGCAUGUUCAAGAUGUACAUGCAGAAGUGCAACACGGUCGACCCGUAUCACUUCACUGGCUCCCACGACAAGUCCUGCUACAAUGUGAGCUCGUCGGACGACUGCGACCCCCACGAGGGUAUCCACGAAGGCAAGGAAGGCAAGUACCGUCUGCAGGUGACCCAGUUUGUGCAGAGGUUGGAGUACUGGCACAAGGAUCUGACUAACACCCUGGUCACCUCCAUCAACGUGGUGCCCGUAAACGGACGCGCCGUUGCCUUCCUGGGUACAGCAGACGGACGACUCAUUCAGGUCCGCUUCUCCAGGUUGGCCUCCCCCCAUGUCAACAUGCGCUUGGACUCGCAACCCGUGUCGUCCACUGUAGUGCUACUUGAUGUCGACGGUGGCGGCUCGGGCGGAGCUCUGUUGUUGGCUACUGGGAACAAGAUCACCAAAGUGCCUCUGAUUGGCCCUGGAUGUGAUCAGCUGACCUCCUGCACUUCCUGCCUGCUGUCGUCACGAGUGACCGAGUGCGGCUGGUGCGACGGCCGCUGCACCAGAGUCCAGCAGUGCCCCGCCCCCUCCGCGUGGACGCAGGACUACUGCGCGCCUGCUGUCACCAAGGUGUCUCCGUCCUCUGGGCCGAUCCGAGGUGCCACCGUGGUGACAAUUUGCGGCCGCAACUUUGGCUUCGACAAGACGGAGAGCUUCAAGGCAUCGCUGGUGAGCGUGGAGGUGGCCGGAGCCCCCUGCAAGCUGUCCAGACAGGAAUACCUCAACAGGUGGACUGAGAUGCAGUGUUCCCCCUUCUUCACUGGGAACUUCACCCCAGCGGGACACGGCAUCAAGGUCACCAGUGGCCACAAGGUCACGCACUUGGAGGGAUUCACCUUUGUGGAUCCGGUGAUCCACAAGAUCUUCCCGACGUUUGGGCCCAAGUCUGGAGGGACUAUGCUGACCAUCACAGGAGCCUUUUUGGACACCGGGAAUAAACAGGAGGUGACUGUUGGGGAGUCCACCUGUAAAAUACAGAGCUUGUCGUCCACCAUGCUGACCUGCAAGACGUCCUCCCACGCCGUCCCUUCCCAGCAGCCCGUCAAGUUGACCGUGGAUUCUGUGGAGCGCCAGGCCCCCCUGAUGUUCACCUACAACCAGGACCCCAUCAUCAACAACAUCCGACCUUCACACUCCUUUGUCAGCGGAGGCUGCACGCUAUCGGCUCACGGCUUCUUCCUGCAGUCGGGCCUCCAGCCUCAGAUGGUCCUCACCACGGUCCAGGAUGCUGUGGUCUUCCAUGUGAGUUGUGUCUAUGGUGAGAACCGGACCUCCAUCCAGUGCACCACGCCCUCCCUGGCCAAACUGGCCCUGCUGCCACCGGUGGUCACCAAGGUGGCCUUCAUCCUGGAUGGCUACUCCACGGAUCAGUGGGAUCUGAUCUACGUGGAGGACCCCCUCUUCCAGGACCCCAAGCUGACCUCUAAGGACAACAAGAGCAUUGUGGAGCUCAAGGGCGAUCGUAUGGACAGGGAGGCCAUGAAGUGCCAGGUUCUGACCGUGUCCAACCACAGCUGCGAGACACUCAACCUAGUGGGAAACACUCUGGAGUGCACCGUCCCCAAUGAGCUGCAGGCCGCCACCGCCAAGGGGCUGCAGGUGGAGUGGCGCCAGGCGGACUCCAUCAGACACCUGGGAAAGGUGACGCUAGCCCAGGAGCAGGACUACACGGGCCUCAUCGUGGGUUGCGUGCUGGUCAGCUUGCUGCUGCUGCUCCUUGCAACGCUGCUCAUGUGGAGGAGGAGCAAGCGCAUUGACGAUCUGUCUGAGGUGUGGUAUGAUGGCCGGGGUGACAUCCAGCAUCUGGACAGGCUGGCUAACGCGAGGAGCGUCAGCCCUACUAACGAAAUGGUGUCACACGAAUCGGUGGACUAUAGAACCACCCUGCUGGAGGAUCAGGGCACAGACAGACCCGAGACGUGCCGUGCGGUCCCCCCCAUGUACGGCAGGGUCAACAGGGAGCUGUUGUCGCCCCAGCUGGGCUCUCUGGCCCGUGGGAUGGGACUGGAGGGCGAGCUGGUGUCACCCCUGCUGAUGGCGCCGGUCCACAUCGACCUGUCCAGUCUGCAUCCGGACCUGCUGACGGAGGUGCAGCACGUGGUUAUAGCCAAGGAGCGACUGCUGCUUCACCUCAACCAGAUCAUCGGAAGAGGUCACUUUGGAUGCGUCUUCCAUGGAACCCUACUGGAGCCAGACGGCCAGAACCAGCACUGUGCUAUCAAGUCUCUGAACCGCAUCACAGACUUGGAUGAGGUCACUCAGUUCCUGAAGGAAGGCAUCAUUAUGAAGGACUUCAGCCAUCCCAACGUGCUAUCCCUGCUUGGCAUCUGCCUGCCUCCCGAGGGCUCUCCUCUCAUGGUGCUGCCCUACAUGAAGCACGGUGACCUGCGCAACUUCAUCCGUGACGAAGGCCAUAACCCUACAGUGAAGGACCUGAUGGGCUUUGGGCUGCAGGUGGCCAGAGGGAUGGAGUAUUUGGCGAGCAAGAAGUUUGUUCACAGGGACCUGGCAGCCAGGAACUGCAUGCUGGAUGAGAGUUACACAGUCAAGGUGGCCGACUUCGGCCUGGCCCGAGAUGUCUACGACAAAGAAUACUACAGCGUCCACAACAAGAGCGGUGUGAAGCUUCCCGUCAAGUGGAUGGCGCUAGAGAGCCUGCAGACGCACAAGUUCACCACCAAGUCUGAUGUGUGGUCAUUUGGCGUGUUGCUAUGGGAACUGAUGACCCGCGGAGCACCGCCCUACUCCGAUGUGAACUCCUUCGACAUUACCGUGUUCCUCCUACAGGGGCGCAGGUUGCUGCAGCCCGAGUUCUGCCCCGAUACCCUCUACACGGUGAUGGUGGAGUGCUGGCACCCGAAGCCGGAGCGCCGCCCGUCCUUCGCAGAGCUGGUGUCUCGCAUCGCCGCCAUCUUCUCCAGCUUCAGCGGCGAGCACUACGUGCUGCUCAACACCACCUACGUCAACAUCGACAAGAUGAGCCCCUACCCCUCCCUGCUCGCGCCUUCAUCAUCCUCCGACCCCGCCUACUCUUCCUCCUCAUCUUCCUCCUCCUCGUCCGAACCCUCCACUUCCCUGACGUCGCACCCCAUCCUUUUUUGCCAUGAGGAGCGAGACUGUUGCGCCUGAAGGGAGGGUGUUAGCGUGAACUACUGUAUGUCCAAACACUGUACAGACAUGUACAUAGACCCUUGAACUUUCACCUUCUCACGCAUCACCACCACUGCCAAACUUCGGACCGAAGUGACUGACUUCCUUCAUCUUUGGACCAGCAUGCUGUCCACGUACAGACGCAGGAAAGCCGCCAUCGUUGCGUCCUACUGGUCAUCUCUAAUGUGAAUGUUCUAUGACAACACGUUGCAACAAAGGACAAAAGUCACCCUGACCUCACGUGAUGUCGUCGCCCUAGAGGCUGUUUACGGUGGUGCAUGUGUGUGGUGUCACUGGAUGCUUCUACUGAGUUCCACAAAACACUUAAAUAGUUCAGGAAAGGUGUGUUCACUGACUUGGAGGAGGAGAAUGAUCCCACAUGUUAUUCCUGUAGUGAAAAAACGCUUCGAAAUAACAAAUACUACAUCAACAAAAUAGUCUAGUUUACUUCUGUACCUUUGCUUUAAGUGCAAAUGUUCAACUUGAAAAUGCAAAAAGGUGAUGUGAGACUCACUGAAGCGGAUAACACUGCCACUGCUUAACCCACCAUGUGCAUGUAUCGCUACCAUACCGUACCAUCCAUUACUUUCAGUACAGUUUCAUUGUGGUUAAAGCAUCUUAAAGUGCAGGCUGGUUUGUAAAAAUAAACACGACUUUUCAUUUAAAUGAUCACAUGAGAGGAUUUCCAAGAUCAUUUGAGUGGCAUCUGAAGUGGGUGGGGCCAUAGACAGACUGGCCUGAAUGUUUGCAAUGAGAAGGAAAUGUAUUAUAUUUUUAUUUUGGACAAAAAUGACCCAUCAGCCGGUGUUGUGGUGUAAAUAAACAUGUUAGCGUUU